Lethenteron reissneri (Far Eastern brook lamprey) is the source of this 5430-nucleotide messenger RNA. Its product is annotated as ubiquitin-conjugating enzyme E2 E2. Lineage: Eukaryota; Metazoa; Chordata; Hyperoartia; Petromyzontiformes; Petromyzontidae. The record is from RefSeq and is a predicted model, not a curated record.
CGAGGGAAGGCGGGGGGAGAGACACACACACAGUGAAGAGUCAUAGGCAGGCGGACGCACACACACACACGGACCCACACACACACACGAGGGAGACAUCGGCAGAGCGGACAGGGAGGCACGAGGCUCCCGGUUACGUCCAUUAGAGAGUCGCCCUUUCGCCUCGGCGCGGCGCAUCGCCUCCCCGAGCCAUCUCGGUGGGUCCCUUCCUCCUCCAUCUCCUCCAUCUCCUCGUCCUCACCGACUGCAGCGUAGCAGCUCGACUCAGCAGCCAUGUCGAGUGGGCGCGAGCCUCGCAGCGCGGACAGCCCCAGCACCAGCAGCGGCAGCUCGGACGCUGACCAACUGGACGCCCCCCCACCAGAGACCGAGACACCCCAGCCCAAGAAGAAAGAGGCCAAGAUCUCGGGAAAAACAGCUGCCAAGUUGUCUACCAGCGCCAAGCGGAUUCAGAAGGAGCUUGCGGAGAUAACACUGGACCCCCCUCCCAACUGCAGUGCUGGCCCGAAGGGAGACAACAUCUACGAGUGGAGGUCCACCAUCCUGGGGCCGCCAGGCUCCGUGUACGAGGGGGGCGUCUUCUUUCUGGACAUCACCUUCACCCCCGAGUACCCCUUUAAACCCCCCAAGGUGACUUUCCGUACACGGAUUUACCACUGCAACAUCAACAGCCAGGGUGUCAUCUGUUUGGACAUCCUGAAAGACAACUGGAGCCCGGCACUCACCAUCUCCAAGGUGCUGCUUUCCAUCUGCUCCCUGCUCACCGACUGCAACCCUGCUGAUCCGUUGGUGGGAAGCAUCGCCACACAGUACCUGACAAACAGGGCCGAGCAUGAUCGGAUGGCUCGCCAGUGGACCAUGCGCUACGCCACGUAAGCUGGUUGCUGCCCAAAAGAGUAUUUUCUACGAGGGGUGAUCGAAAAGUUUAUGGCCCGAUGUAGAACUUUCAUCGUGCUCACCUUGAUGAAACCGUGCUAUUGCCCGACCUGGCCCCCUCAUGCAGUUCAAAGUGCUUCGUUCCAUUGAUUUUCCAACCCUUCGACUAUGCUCAUGAAAUAUACAUCAUCUUCUUACGACUCAAACCACUCAUUUACACCAUUUUUUGUUGUCAUUAUCAGUCAAAAAAAUUCUCUGAAAGAUAUAUAUUUGUUUUACUUUGGAAACAUGCAGGAGUCACUACAAGGCCCAGAUCUGAUGAUUGUGUGGAAUGAGCGACCAAUUCAAAUGCGACAUCACGAGUGGCAGCCGUGGCAACUUGGAACUUGUGAGCUGGAUCAUUGUUCUGUUAAAACAGCACAAUGUAUCGUGACGUUUAGAAUCUUUUUGAUAAUUUGUGAUGUUUUUCUUUUCAAUUGGGAUCUUUGCAAUGCUGCCGUGUGAUGAAGGUGGCUUGAAAUACGAAUGUUGUGACUUGAUCUGCCUCCCAUGAAACCAACACUUUGCCUAGCCUUCAAGUCUACACUUUAGUGGUAGUGAUUGUGUUUCCAAUGAAUUAUCUGAGCUUUGGUGUCUGAAUCAAAGUGACGGAUGCAUGUUUUAUCUUUAGUCCCUUGUCUUUUAGAUAACUUUUUUUUAUGGAAUUUGAUUUACGGUCCAGGGGAACAUGACUGCCUGAGUCUAGUUCGCUUUUACUGGACGUUCAACAUUUCUGAGGACGCAUGUCGUCACUUGCUUGUCCAUAUAUUGUUGGUCAAUCUCUGCCUUUUGAGAUACUAUAUGAUGGGCCACAAGUCUCAAAUAUCUCUUACGAUCAGACAGCGAUGGUGUUGAUUAGCUCAUAAAAUGUUUAUUAUUUUCAAUGUUAGUAGUUGGGUGGACAUACCCAUGGCACAUCAGCGUCACAAGUCCUCUUCCACAUUAAAUCCCUGCACACUGCUCACCAUGAGAUAUGAUGAGGCAGUCUGCUUUGUCAGUGUUGGGUCAUUAUCUUGUGACUGUUCUCAGCUCGGAUUUCAUUAUUUCUCAACUAACACAGACAAUUCAAACUCCUAUUCUGCAUGAAAACACGGUUAUCAUUAUGAAAUCAAUUGAAUCUGUUAAUGGAACAUUUACACUUUGCGUUGUAGCACUAAUAGUUCUGUGUUGGGCCGUGGGUCAUUGAUCACCCCUUGUCAAACCUUUCAUGGAAAAAAAAAGGGGGAACCGAGAUGUAUAUGGUGUAAAGUCACUCAAACUGUAAAGUGAUUUUCUAUUAUAAAAAGGAAAAAAAACAAAAAGCAACUAAUGAUUUCUAGAGCCUUUGCAGGUGAGCUUUGAGGUAGCAACGUAGGCCAAUUUUGUCUCGUUUCCAUUAGGGACGUAGUGCGCGUUUUGAAUAUAACCUCCAAGAGUUCCUAGAUUAACGUGGGCAGUGCCAGAUUUUUGCAUGUGUCAGUGCGUGUGGUCCAGUUGGUUCCUGAUUGCAGUGUUACAUUGUAUUUUCAGUAUCUUGACAUGUUGGAGUAGUGUUUCAGCAGUAAACUAUUAUUCAGGAAAUGCAGUCUUUCAAAGGUGGAAAUCUGUGUGCGUGUGUGGUAUAGAAGAGGGCAAAUGUCUCCCUGAAUGUGCUUAUCAGUUUCUCUUUCGUUACAGUCUCCAAAGAGCGCAGCAGGUUGAAUGUUUCCCCCUUUGCUUUUGUACAAGCUUGUCCAUAUGUAUCAUCAUCCAGUAAAUGAAUGGUGUAGUUCAUAUGAAGAAAAGUUAAUUGUUUAAUGCUUUUAGAUUAAUGUUUUUAUUGAAAUGCCUGAUAACUAAUUUUUCGGUUGUUGCAACCACAACAUAUUUCAAUGUGUGUUGAACUUCUUUCGCAUCGUAUGUAGCCAGCCGUGCUAAUCGGAGGUGCGGGGGAGGGCAACCAACUAAACGCAAAAAGCAGUUCUAAAGAAAAGAGUUUUCAAUCUAGCCGAUUUAAAAGUGCAUCGCUCCAGUGGCUUCCUAAUAUCGGAAUGAAGAGCGUUCCAGACGGCCACAGAAGCGCAUCUGAAAGCGCCGCGCGAUGCAGCGACCACCGUCUUUGUUGGACGGUGCACACAAGCACGGAUUAAGUGGCUCGGCAAAAUGUUAAAGGAUAAUAUUUUAAGAAACAGCCUUUGUCAGAAAGGGAAAAAUAUGUUACUUUGACCAGUCAAGCCUUCUUGAGCUUAAUAAAGUAGGGAUAUGCAUGAGUUGUUGGUAUGUUUAAAGGCUUGUGCAAUCUCUUGUUAUUGUAAAUGUACAUACUGUUUACAUUUUAUUGGAAUUUUCCCAACACUAAAUUCGGGGGUUUCAGCCAUUUCCAAAACAUGUGAUUAAGACCCUAAUUCCUAAUCCUUGGCAACUGUGCACUGUUAGAUUUCCCAGGAAAUGUUAGGCCUGGCAAAUGUUACAAACUCAUAGCCAUGGUUUUCUUUCACCGUUACCAGUAAUACAUUUGAAAUUUAAAUCUUUCACCUGUACAUUUUGCUGACGUAAGGCAUAAUGAAUGCAAUAAGACGAUUUACUGUAACUGUUUAACACGUAGUAGGCUUUCGCGACCAAUAUCAUCCAUAAUAGAGGUUUUUUUGGAUUAGAUCACUUAAAUAUAUAAAUGUGUCGUUAAAACCCACCACCACCCGACACAGCCAACUAGUAAGGGUUGUCACGUAAACAGAACGUGGCCAAUUCGUCACUAGUACAGCACUAACCGGUGUGUUGGAGAGCCAAGCCACAACAUUUACAAUCUGAGUACGACGUUUCGCCAGUAAUUACAACUAGCUUCAUCAGGCGAUAGCCAGAUUUGUGGAGAAGUCUAACUGUUUCGUUCCUUAUAUAGAGGCGUAGAUGUGGUGAUCACGCUUCUAUGCUCUUGCACCACGUGGGGUGGGGGGGGGGGAUUCUAAAGAAAACGUACGCUAUGCAUUAACCUGAUGUCCCAUUAAGACCCAUAGUUAGUACAAUAGGCUCUGCCAUGUACAAAUUAGCACAAUACCCAACGAAACAAAUACAGCCCUACAUUGGUAGGACCUCUUCGUUCAUCAAAAACUCUGAACAUCUCGGAAAAAUAUAAUCAAGGAUAAUAAGCUUAACCCUAAUGAUAUUCUCAUAAGUUUUGAUGUGACCUCUCUGUUCACGAGGGUUCCAGUCAACGAGUCAAUUAAAUUACUCGACACUCUGGUAACGAACAAAGGUUUAGCCAAAGAUAUCCCAAGACUAGCUGAACACUGUCUAAAGAACACCGACUUCUUGUGGCAAGGUGAAUUCUAUAAACAAAAGGAAGGAACAGCAAUGGGCUCUCCUUUGUCUCCUGUGAUAGCGAAUUUGUACGUGGAAGAUUUUGAAACAAAAGCAAUAGCUUCAAGCACUCUAAAACCAUCUGCUUGGUUUAGAUAUGUGGAUGACACAUUGGUGGUCUGGCCACACGGCAAAUAUACACUGAACGCAUUUCUAAAUCAUCUCAACUUGCAAAACCCAUCCAUCCAGUUCACCAUGGAAGUGGAAGCUGACGGAACUCUACCAUUUCUGGAUAUUCUGCUCGGACGGGGCCGGAGUGGUAAAAUAACACACAGUGUUUACCGAAAGAAAACGCAUACUGACGCCUAUCUGAAAGCAGUCACACCAUCAUCCCACGCAGAAAUCUGCUCUUAUCAAGACGCUCAUUCAUCGAGCUAAGAAAGUGUCUGAUGGUGACAGUCUGAGAAGUUAAAUUCAACAUGUUAAAGAAGCACUGCAAAUGAACGGUUACAAUGGUGCACAAAUGAACAGGGCAUUGAAUGCCAAAGCCAAAUCAAAUAACACGACCAUUGAAACUGCCCAAGUAAUUAAAACGAUCAAAUACCGUACAUUGCGGGAGUAACUGAUAAACUAGCCAGAUAUUUGGAAAAACAAAACAUCCGAGUCAGAUUUGGCACGGUACAUAAAAUACAUAAAUUAAUAUCUGGUACAAAGAUGUAUUACCGAAGCUAUCAACCGAAGGUGUGUCCAGGAUUAACUGCACGUGUGGUAAAUGUUGUGUUGGGCAAACAGGACGAAUGAUCAGCACGAGACUAAAAGAACAUCAGAGAAAUAUUAAAUUCUCCCAAAUUGUACAAGAGCGCAGCUGCGUUGUCAACGCAUCUACGCCUCUAUAUAAGGAACGAAACAGGUAAGACUCCACAAAUCUGGCUGUCGCCUGAUGAAGCUAGUUGUAAUUACUGGCGAAACGUCGUACUCAGAUUGUAAAUGUUGUGGCUUGGCUCUCCAACACACCGGUGUUGCUGUACUCGUGACUAAUUGGCCGCGUUCUGUUUACGUGACAACCCUUACUAGUUGGCUGUGUCGGGUGGCCGCGGGUUUUAACGACACAUUUAUAUAUUUACGCGAUCUAACCCCAAACAACUCUUAUGGAUUACUGUAACUGUUUUAUUUGUGUGCUGAAGCUGUACCGUGUGCUGUCCAGUUCCCCUGAACAUGACUGUAGUUUAUACGAUUUACAAAUUACAUUUAUCAUGCAAACUA